UCCAAUUUACCCAUGGUUUCCCUCCAAACUUCCCACUUCGUAAGCCAAAUUUCCGCUGAUCUUCUAAUAGCCGAAGUUUCGAAAUUAUACGCAAGCAUAUCCAAACUCGAGUCCCUUCGACCUUCCAAGGAAGUUAACAGCCUUUUUACUCACCUUGUGAAACUAUGCACCCUCCCUUUGGUCAUAGAUAUCACCUCCCUACCUAAGGAAGUUCAAGCCAUGCGUGAGAGUCUCAUCAAUCUCUGCGGCCGAGCUGAAGGGCUAUUGGAGCUUGAAUUCUCAACAUUCUUAACCAAAGUCCCACAACCCUUGAACAAUCUCAUUCUCUUUCCCUACUAUGGAAACUACGUAAAACUAGCCAACAUGGAGUACAAAAUUCUCCAUCAAAAUGGUGUGGUGAGUCCGAAGAAGGUGGCAUUCGUGGGGUCCGGUCCAAUGCCUCUCACUUCCUUCAUCAUGGCUACUUAUCACAUGAAAUCCACUCACUUUGAUAACUUCGAUAUCGACGAAAAGGCCAACGAAUUGGCUGGCCAAAUCGUUGCUUCGGACGGUGAACUAGAGAAGAGGAUGAAGUUCGAGACUCGAAACAUCACGGAUGUGAAGGAGAAGCUUGGAGAAUAUGAUUGUGUGUUUUUGGCAGCUCUUGUUGGGAUGAACAAAGAAGAGAAAGUGAAGAUUCUUGAGCAUAUCCGGAAGUAUAUGAAAGAAGGAGGAAUUUUGCUUGUUAGGAGUGCAAAAGGAGCUAGGGCAUUUUUGUACCCUGUGGUUGAGGAGCAUGACUUGGUCGGAUUUGAUGUUCUCUCCAUCGUCCAUCCUACUAAUGAUGUGAUAAACUCGGUUGUGCUUGUUCGUAAACCUAUCUUUUAG
Ziziphus jujuba (common jujube) is the source of this 867-nucleotide messenger RNA. RefSeq names its product nicotianamine synthase. Gene Ontology annotation, molecular function: nicotianamine synthase activity. Gene Ontology annotation, biological process: nicotianamine biosynthetic process. The coding region runs from base 13 to 867 and encodes 284 amino acids. The transcript is spliced from 2 exons. Lineage: Eukaryota; Viridiplantae; Streptophyta; Magnoliopsida; Rosales; Rhamnaceae. The record is from RefSeq and is a predicted model, not a curated record.